CACUUUCUAGGCCGCGAUGAUCUCUCACCGUCGAGCAGUCUCAAUGGCUAUUCGGCAAAUGAAAGUUGUGAUGUCAAAAAGAUCAAAAAGGGCCCAGCGCCGCGUCUACAGGARGAACUGUGUCUGGUGUGCGGCGAUCGGGCAUCCGGCUAUCAUUACAAUGCGCUCACCUGCGAAGGUUGUAAGGGUUUCUUUCGGCGCAGCGUCACGAAGAAUGCCGUAUAUUGUUGUAAAUUCGGGCGCUCCUGUGAAAUGGACAUGUAUAUGCGACGAAAAUGUCAAGAGUGUCGCAUGAAGAAAUGUCUGGCGGUGGGUAUGCGACCAGAAUGCGUGGUGCCGGAGAAUCAAUGCGCUAUGAAGCGACGUGAGAAGAAGGCGCAAAAGGAGAAAGAGAAACAAACUACUGGCAAUUCGCCGAUCAUAUGCAAAAGCGAAUCCAUUAAGAAUGAAAUACUCGAACUGAUGAACUGUGAACCGCCGUCGCAUCCAACAUGUCCGUUGCUACCUGAUGAUAUUGCGGCCAAGUGCAGGGCGAGCAACAUUCCGCCGCUCACGCGUAACCAGUUGGCGGUCAUAUACAAACUGAUCUGGUAUCAGGAUGGCUAUGAACAGCCAUCGGAAGAAGAUCUUAAGCGUAUUAUGAGCACCCCCGAUGAAAACGAAAGUCCGAAUGAUAUCAGCUUUCGGCAUAUAACCGAAAUUACCAUUUUGACAGUACAACUUAUUGUGGAGUUUGCAAAAGGUUUACCGGCAUUUACGAAAAUUCCACAAGAGGAUCAAAUCACGCUGCUGAAGGCCUGCUCAUCGGAAGUGAUGAUGUUGCGUAUGGCCCGACGUUAUGAUCACAAUUCGGAUUCCAUAUUCUUCGCCAAUAAUCGUUCAUAUACGCGUGAUGCGUACAAAAUGGCCGGUGUGGCCGAUAAUAUUGAGGAUCUAUUAAAUUUUUGUCGGCAGAUGUACUCGAUGAAGGUCGACAACGUCGAAUACGCUCUCCUCACUGCCAUUGUGAUCUUCUCCGAUCGGCCGGGACUCGAAAAAGCCGAACUAGUCGAAGCGAUACAAAGUUACUAUAUCAAUACGCUGCGCGUAUAUAUAAUUAAUCGACAUUGCGGCGAUACCAAGAGUCUGGUCUUCUUCGCCAAAUUACUCUCCAUAUUAACGGAACUGCGCACGCUUGGCAAUCAGAAUGCCGAAAUGUGUUUCUCAUUAAAAUUAAAGAAUCGUAAACUGCCGAAAUUCCUCGAAGAAAUCUGGGACGUACAUGCGGUGCCACCAUCCGUGCAAUCACACAUACAGGCAACGCAAGCCGAACGCGAAAGUGUGGAGGCCAACGCUUCCAUAGCAGCCACCACAUCCACAUCAGCCGCCGCAAGUUCGUCCGCCUCCGGUUCACCCACUGACAUGAUCGGCGGUGGCUUUGCGAAUCAUUCGCCCAAUUCCACAUCGGUAUCAACGAGCGCUAUCGGCAUGAACGGUGGUCUGUCGUCAGCGACGACGGCCGGUACGCCUAGCUUAUAUGGCAUGCCACUCAAACAGGAGUACAUAAUGGGUCCCGGCAGUGGUAUCGGUAUUGGCGGCAAUCUGACGCUCAAGUCAGAGCAUUUAAUUGGCAUGCAGCUGUCGGGUGACCAUCACAUGAUGGGCAUACAACUGAAGCAGGAACAUAUGAUGGGUGGUGUGGAUCACAAUACGGCGGCAUAGCAUCACGCGCACGUGCAACAACAGUCGCUACUGCUCGGUGGCAGUGGUGAAUGUAGUGGUAGUGGUGGUGGUGGUGUUGAUGGUGUUGUUGAYGGCCGAAUGUUGCACGACAACGACGUGCAUAUGGAUGACAGCAUGGAUGAUGCCAUGGAUGGUGGUGAUGUCGUUGUUGGCGGCGGUCAAGGGCUCGAAUGAGCUGUGUAGCAGCGCAGCUAGUGUGGCAACAAYGCGCUAAUUGCUUGUGAUACGC
Messenger RNA from Bactrocera latifrons, 1951 nucleotides. RefSeq names its product ecdysone receptor-like. The record is from RefSeq and is a predicted model, not a curated record. The transcript has 4 exons. Gene Ontology annotation, molecular function: RNA polymerase II cis-regulatory region sequence-specific DNA binding; zinc ion binding; ecdysone binding. Lineage: Eukaryota; Metazoa; Arthropoda; Insecta; Diptera; Tephritidae. The annotation marks the transcript as partial. Gene Ontology annotation, biological process: positive regulation of transcription by RNA polymerase II; negative regulation of transcription by RNA polymerase II; ecdysone receptor signaling pathway. Gene Ontology annotation, cellular component: nucleus.